GAAUCUCCUUGCUAUUGCCUUCUCCUAACCUAUUAAGUAUCUUCAGAUUUCUAACAGAAACAAAUUCCAAUAUUGGGGAAGAAUAUGAUCAGACCUCAUUCAGCCCUGACUGUACUCCUCAAUCUUCAACCUUGUCGUGUUUGUUAAAGAAUCAGGGCUUGUAUAGACAAUGAGGGUGGCCUCUACAUUUCACAAUCUCACCAAUCCACAGGAUGUGUGGUAUGUUCUGAUUGGAAUCCCAGGACUGGAAGAUUUGCAUGCCUGGAUAGCCAUCCCCAUCUGUUCUAUGUACAUUGUGGCUGUCAUAGGCAAUGUCCUCCUGAUUUUCCUGAUAAUGUCUGAACGCAGCCUCCAUGAACCCAUGUAUUUCUUCCUUUCCAUGCUGGCCUUAGCAGAUGUUCUGCUCUCCACAGCUACAGCCCCCAAGAUGCUGGCUAUCUUCUGGUUCCAUUCCAGGGGUAUAUCCUUUAGUAGCUGUGUGUCCCAAAUGUUCUUCAUACAUUUCAUCUUUGUGGCAGAGUCUGCUGUUCUUCUGGCCAUGGCAUUUGACCGCUAUGUGGCCAUCUGUUACCCACUGAGAUACACCACCAUCCUCACCUCCUCCGUCAUUGGCAAGAUUGGUACAGCAGCUGUGGUUAGGAGCCUUUUCAUCUGUGGUCCAUUCAUUUUCCUAGUAUAUCGACUUCUGUAUUGUGGAAGAAACAUAAUUCCCCAUUCAUAUUGUGAGCAUAUGGGCAUUGCCAGAUUGGCAUGUGACAAUAUCACUGUCAACAUCAUAUAUGGCCUGACUAUGGCCCUCCUGUCUACAGGGCUGGAUAUAAUACUCAUCAUUAUUUCCUAUGCUAUGAUUCUUCACACUGUUUUUCAGAUCCCUUCUUGGGCUGCCAGAUAUAAGGCCCUUAACACAUGUGGUUCCCACAUCUGUGUCAUUCUUAUGUUCUACACACCUGCAUUCUUUUCAUUUUUUGCCCAUCGCUUUGGAGGUAAAACCAUCCCUCGCCACAUCCACAUCCUAGUGGCCAACCUCUAUGUGGUGGUGCCCCCUAUGCUCAACCCCAUCAUUUAUGGGGUGAAGACCAAGCAAAUCCAAGAUCGAGUGGUUUUGCUUUUCUCUUCAGUGAGUACAUGUUGUUAAAAUGACAACUGAUGCUGAAGAUCACAUAUUCCUGAAUAAAACUCUUUUUAGAUGUCUGUUCUGUGAGAA
Peromyscus leucopus (white-footed mouse) is the source of this 1204-nucleotide messenger RNA. Its product is annotated as olfactory receptor 52Z1. Gene Ontology annotation, molecular function: G protein-coupled receptor activity; olfactory receptor activity. NCBI's taxonomy places the organism in Eukaryota, Metazoa, Chordata, Mammalia, Rodentia, Cricetidae. Gene Ontology annotation, cellular component: membrane. The transcript has 2 exons. Gene Ontology annotation, biological process: G protein-coupled receptor signaling pathway. The record is from RefSeq and is a predicted model, not a curated record. The coding region runs from base 170 to 1135 and encodes 321 amino acids.